Messenger RNA from Caenorhabditis sp. 36 PRJEB53466, 3218 nucleotides. NCBI's taxonomy places the organism in Eukaryota, Metazoa, Nematoda, Chromadorea, Rhabditida, Rhabditidae. The record is from the annotation of a GenBank genome assembly.
AUGAGUUUGGCCGACGGAAUGGAGUGUUUCCCACGAGCCGCGGAUUCUUCCGAAAUCGGAAUGCCACGUCACAACGAACUGAGAGGAAGUGUGGAGGGUCCGACGAAAAGAGAGGUAAAACCGCAUCUUUCGGGGCAUUUUUCAUGUUGUGUCUGAACUUUCAGCGCAUCAAACGAAUGGAUGACAUACUCGCGAAACGGAUUGCCAGUUUCUCGAAACAUUCCAAGAAAGCUUCGGACCCGAAAACGGUUGGAAGCAUGCGAGAGGAGGAAAUCGUCAAAGUUCCGACAUAUUCGGAUUUGAGACCUCAUUCGUCUGCUGAAAUUGAUGUGAGCUGUGGUCGAUUUGCAACUGGAAAUCUCCUUUUUUUUCAGUGUAACACACGUACCUCGUCCGCCCAAUCGCUUCCAUCGCCGCCAACUCAAAGGACCGGCUCAAUCUUCCCCGCCACGGUCCCUCUGGCCGCCCAACUGCAGCCGAUCAACACGGGAAUCUCGCUCGACGAGAAUCGGCGUCUCUGCCAAGGAAUCAUGAAUCAGAUCAUCGAAAUGAGAAAGAUGCCCGAGGGAGCCGGCCAUCUCGAGACCCUUCACUGUCUCGUCGCCUCGCUCAUUCCGAUGAUGAUCGGAGAGGAUCCAAGUGCGCCGGAACGAGAAAAAUUCGUGACGAACCUUCUCACCAAUUUGGGCUAUCCGGCAGGAACCGCCAGUUCACUGGGCAAACGACAGAAUCCGAAGACCGCGCGAAGAGGCAGAAGACCGGCGAACAAGAGCUCGGACGACAUUUCUCCGGAAGUUCUCAAAAUGCUCGGCGCCAUUAAACAAGCGACACCGCCACGGGCUCCGGUCCCGAUGAUCCGCGCACCGAUCUCGAUGGUCCAGACGUCUCAAGUGUGGAUUCCACCGCCCGAAUCGAGUGUUCGCAAUCCUAAGGCUCCGGCUGCGCAAAAACCGACGGCGCCGAGUCCAGCAGCUCAGAACUUCAUGAUCUCGGCGAUUGUCGCUAACCCGACUGUUUCCUCUUCGUUCUCGCCCUCAAAACGACCCUUUCCGACCCCGGAACCAGUUAUUCAGGCAGUUCGGGACCUGGUCCAAGCGGCCAAAGCCGCUCGAAAUGCCGAUAUUGCCCCGCUGCCAAAUUUUUCCUAUGUGGUAGGCUGUUUCACAAUAUUACUAGAGUAGCUUUGUGGUAUUUGUGUUUCUAGAAUGUUUUAGCGAUAAUGGUCGAUUUGGACAUGAGAAAUCAUGGUUUUGUGAGAGAGACCCAGUUUUGGAAAUAUACAAUAGAGACAAGUGACAAACUUUGAAAGGGUACUGUAGUGUCCGAUGUCGUCCUUUAGCUCUAAAAAUUUUUUUGUGAAAUCUUUACAUCUGAUAUUACAUUUUUGUAGUUGAACACUUUUUUGUACGACCACUCCCUGGAGUACUGUAGCCCUGCGAAGUUGGCACCGAAAUCAGCGGUUCUGAAACGGUAAUAACCAUAGUUGCCACGGGCCGGGCCGGGCCGGGCCGGGCCGGGCCGAAAAUUCCAAAACUCCGGCCCGGCCCGGCCCGUCGGCCCGGCCCGGCCUGUCGGCCCGGCCCGGCCCGGCCCGGCCCGACCCGGCCCGGCCCGGUCGGCCCGGUUCAAAAAGCGGGAAUUCAAAAUUUGAAUUAUUGAUCGCAUGAAUCCAUUUUUUUGUAGAAUUAGGGGUUUUUUUGCAAGCAUCGAACAUUGAAAAAAACAAAUGUAUUUCUCAUAAAAAAAAUUCAUAAUAGCAAGAAAAACAAAGAAGAAACACUAAAACUUUAGUUCGAAAAAUUUUUUUGUAAUGACGAAAAAAAUUUCCGCGAAAAUUUGAAUUCCCGCCUUUUUGAACCGGGCCGACCGGGCCGGGCCGGGCCGGCACUUCACCGACCCUGCCCGGCCCGGGCCGGCACUUUACCGGCCCGGCCCGGCCCGGGCCGACCCGGGCCGGCCCGCAUGGCCGGCCCGAAAUCUGGCAAGUCUGGUAAUAACUUCAAAGAGCUACAGUAGCCCAGAGAGUGGUUGUACAAAAAAGGUGACAACGAGAAAAGUGAAGUGCUAGACGUCAUGAAUUGAAAAUCAAGUGUUCUAGUAGCAUCAAACGUCUAUUUCCAGUUCUCUGGCUUAACUUCCACGUCGCCUUCUUGUCCGUCGUCCCAAUCGAACUCGGAUCCGCCGGAUCAGCCGCCCGUCAAAAAAGCAAAGAUUCUCGACGAAAUUCGCGAAUCCGCGUCCCGCAGUCUUGCCGAAAUCCGCGAAUCGGUGCUCGGUCAGACGGGACCGGAGACGUCGCGGCUCCGUCCGAUCGGCCAGUGUCCACUGCGUCCGGCCGGCAAAUCGCUGCCCGACAUGGAGCCCUUCUACGAUUACGUCAUCCGGUCCCUCUGGUUCGCCGAGCACUACCAGGGACACGGCGACUGCUCGGAACUGUUCGGUUUCGAGUGGAGACAGCUGCAGGAAACGUAUUGCUGCCCGCCCACUUUCACAGAGAACCGCGCGUUCGUGCCGAUGCUCGUCGCCGCACUCAAAUGGGCCAUUUGGGAACGGAACAUGGAAGAGGACUUGGUCAGUUUUCACAAAAUAAUGAAAAUGUGAGAAUUGUCGAAAAAUUAGAAACAUCAUCGCCAUAUUUAGCGUUAAUUUGAAUUGCAGCUCAAAAUUCUGAACACGUACCCAUCGAUCCGUCAGAAUCACAAUUUGAAGACCUUCAUCGAAGCGCAUGAAAAAACUGGAAUUGAAAAAGUUAGUUUUUCGCUUUCAAUCUUUCAAUAUCAUCCCUUUUUUCCAGGUCAUCCCGAUCGAUAAGGAGCUACAAAUCGAACACGAACGCAAUCUCAUCAUCAAAACAUUGAACUAUCUCUCGGAAAAAUAUUGUAAGUUAAAAAGACAAAAUGGCAAAAAGUUUCGCUCCCGGGUGGGCUCGAACCACCAACCUUUCGGUUAACAGCCGAACGCGCUGCCUAUUGCGCCACGGAAGCGGCGAUUGCCCUCUGCCGAUUUUGCCGAUAUGAAACCGGCGGGCGCCCGUCGAAAAUUGAGGAAAAAAAGCCAAAACUUUUGUUUUCGCAGCAACGGUGAAAUUCGACGUCGUCCAGCUCUUCUCGUUCCUUUUUUUCAAUCUUCUCCAAGGAUUUCCGUUCUACAAACUGCAGGGAUGGCCGCUCAUCGUUCAGAUAAUCACCGAUCAAUUGGACGCCUCCGGAGCAUACUAA